GCAUACCCGCCGUUUCGAAUAAAGUUAUAAAUAAGUCUACUUGAACAUUUUCUUGGAUUUCAACCCAUAGUCAAGAAUGUUCCAAAAUCCCCAGAACUUCGAAAUCUUAACCCCCGCAAAAGGCCAGACCACUCUCAGGGACAUCCUGCACCAGCAGGGGUGACGAACGCCUUCGCCGCAGACCCAGUGCUGAAACCCACUGCUGUGGAUGAAGUCGCGGACACGUAAGGCUAAUUGGGGUCCAGCUUAUUUGACGACGACUGCAAAGGAUUUCGCCUUCGUUCUACGUUGCAUUGUACAAAGGAAUCGCAUACAAUCAAAGACUUCCAGACGACCAUUGUCCCACUCCGACUCUGUACAUUGAACAUUCACCUCCACUUCAUGCCUCAGCGGUAGGCCCAGCUCAACGACAGCAUAUCUGCUGCUCGUUAUACAUACCAGAGAGACGCUCGAUGGCUUGGCCACGCCUCUCACGGUCUGCCAGUCCAGGGCCGGGACAGACCUUACUACCGUUGGCAAAUCUGCCAACCAUCAAUGCCGCCAAUUCAGAACCACCCUCGCGGCCUCGAUCUAGGAACAGGUCUAGCUCCCGCAGCAGACAACAUUCGCGGUCAUCUUCGUCCGUCGCAAAGUCAAUAGCAGACGAGUUCUCAAACCUCACUCCAACCGAAACCGCUGAGCGACUUCAAACCUCGCUGAGCACCGGCCUCUCACCCGCCGAAGCCCUCUCUCGAUUACACGACCAAGGCCCCAAUGAACUUCCCCACGAAGAGCCCGAACCAUUAUGGCUACGAUUCUUAAAACAGUUUAAAGAGCCCCUCAUCGUCCUUCUGCUAUGUUCCGCAGGCGCAUCGGUAUUGGUUGGGAAUAAAGAUGAUGCGAUCAGCAUUGCGGUAGCGGUUACAAUCGUCGUUUCGGUAGGAUUUAUACAGGAAUACAGGUCAGAAAAAUCUAUAGAGGCCCUGAGCCACUUGGUUCCAAACCAUGCACAUCUCAUUCGAGGGGAGGUGUCGAGGACAUCCAGCCAACGAACACCAACAUGGCCACCAACCACCGGAGUUCCCCAAGAGAGUGAAGCAUUAAUGGAUUCGUCAUCUUCGGAUGACUCUGAAGCAAAGGUCGAGGCGAUAUCGAGUAAGGUUAUGGCAGCACAAUUGGUUCCGGGGGAUUUGGUCAUAUUUACGACCGGAGAUCGAAUACCUGCAGAUAUUCGGGUUACAAAAGCCUCCGAUUUAACGAUCGAUGAAUCCAAUUUGACGGGAGAAAACGAGCCUGUGAGGAUCACAGCAGAAGCAAAAGGCAGAAACACAAAUGCAUAUUUGCAGAGAGGCGCAUCGAGUUUAGAGCCGCCUGGGUCACCUGUGUACGCAUCGGCAGGCAGUGGUACUGUUGGAGCGGACACACAAUUAAACAGCACGACAAAUAUCGCAUUCAUGGGUACCCUGGUUAGGUCUGGGCAUGGGCAAGGAAUUGUGUAUGCCACUGGAGGGAACACUCAUUUUGGCACCAUUGCGGCCAGUGUCACAGAGACGGAAAGUCCAAGAACUCCUCUCCAACUUUCGAUGGACUCUCUUGGAUCACAACUAAGCCAGGCUUCAUUUGCGAUUAUUGGAGUGAUAUCCUUGGUUGGAUGGUUUCAAGGAAAGGGUCUUUUGGAGAUCUUUACCAUUUCGAUAUCUUUGGCCGUUGCAGCUAUUCCGGAAGGUCUUCCUAUUAUUGUGACGGUCACCCUGGCAUUGGGUGUGCAUAGAAUGGCUCGCCACAAUGCCAUUGUGCGAAAAAUGCCAAGUGUGGAGACUUUAGGAUCUGUCAAUGUGGUAUGUAGUGAUAAAACAGGAACACUUACAAUGAACCACAUGUCUACAACCAAAAUGUGGUACUUUGAAGCUGAAGCGCCUAUCCACGUGGAUACAAUUGAUGAGGCAACAGAAGGAAAACCUAAUCCCGUGACGUUACGGAUUCUCCGCAUUGGCAAUGUCGCGAACAAUGGACGCCUCACCCGCAAUCAAGCCCAGCCACAGUCAGCGUCAUCCGUGGCUAUUUUGUCAUCGACCCAGGGACGCUCUGGAACAUUCAGAAGUAGAUGGGUUGGACAACCCACAGACGUGGCUAUGCUUGACCUGCUUGACAGGUUUAAGGAACAUGAUGUUCGAGAUGGCUUCGGUCAUCGCUUGGGAGAAACCCCCUUUAGCUCAGAGAGAAAAUGGAUGGGUGUCACUGUUGGCGAUACAAAUCCCGAUGGGAUCUCUAGCUCAAAGGAAGUAGCAUACAUCAAAGGAGCUGUGGAUCGCGUAUUACAAAGGUGCGAUACUUAUCUAACGAAAGAUGGGCGAGAGGUUGUUCUGGAUACUGCUCGAAGACAAGAGGCUUUGGAUGCAGCCGAAAAAUUAGCUGAGGAAGGUCUCCGAGUUCUUGGUUUCGCCAGUGGUCCUGUCCCAAAACACUCUAAGUCAAUAACGCAAAGUCGAAGUUCAACACCAGUGACGAAAACGGCGGAGCCAUUGAUUUCACACAACGAAGAUGUUUAUAAAGGUCUCACGUUCGCUGGACUUGUGGGAAUGAGCGACCCGCCAAGAAAAGGGGUUCAGAAAUCCAUCCGACGAUUAAUGCGAGGAGGCGUCAAGAUCAUUAUGAUCACCGGUGAUGCUGAAACCACGGCAUUGGCUAUCGGAAAGAAGCUUGGAAUGGCCAUCGCGACUCCUCGAGAACACACAGCAAGUUCAGUGGCCGUAAAGCCAGUCCUACGAGGUGAUGAGAUCGAUGUAAUGUCUGAUGAAGAGCUCGAAGCAGCAAUUGCCAACACAUCAAUCUUCGCCAGGACAAGCCCAGACCACAAGAUGAGAAUCAUUCGAGCCUUACAAGCCCGAGGUGAUAUCGUUGCCAUGACUGGAGAUGGUGUGAACGAUGCACCCGCGCUGAAGAAAGCAGACAUUGGCAUUUCAAUGGGUCUCCAAGGAACCGACGUCGCCAAAGAAGCUGCAGACAUGAUUCUGACGGAUGACGAUUUCUCCACGAUUCUCCACGCCAUCGAAGAAGGCAAAGGCAUCUUCAACAACAUCCAAAACUUCCUUACUUUCCAACUGAGCACCAGCGCCGCUGCACUCAGCUUGGUUUUCUUCUGCACGUGUCUAGGGUUCAAGAACCCUUUGAACGCGAUGCAGAUCUUGUGGAUCAACAUCAUAAUGGACGGCCCUCCUGCCCAAUCCCUCGGCGUCGAACCCGUCGACCCAGACGUCAUGACGCGCCCCCCACGAAAACGCAACGCCCCCGUCCUAACCUGGCCCCUCAUCACCCGCGUGCUCACCUCAGCAUCCAUAAUCAUGCUCGGUACGAUGGCCGUGUACACGCACGAAAUGCUCACCGACGGCGAAAUCACAAAACGAGACACAACCAUGACCUUCACCUGCUUCGUGCUCUUCGACAUGUUCAACGCCCUCAAUUGCCGCUCGGAAUCAAAGUCCGUGUUACGGGGAGAGGUGGGGCUGUUCAGUAACACGCUGUUUAAUUGGGCGGUCAGUUUAAGUUUGGCCGGCCAAGUCAUGGUUAUUUAUUUCCCAUGGCUGCAGGAUGUGUUUCAGACUGAGGCGUUGGGGAUUUGGGAUCUUUUGGGACUGGUGGUGUUGACUAGUUCUGUGUUCUGGGUGGAUGAGGGAAGGAAGUGGUGGAAGUCCAAGGGCAGGAGGAGGUUGGGGAGUGGGUAUAGCCAGGUUGUUUAGUUGGGUGGGUGCGGAUGACUGGGUGACGGAGAUGUGCAUUUUCGGCGUAAGGACAGAGGAAAUAAGUGUUGAUAAACAGAAAAUAAAAGAUACGGUUAGGUGGAGGCAUUGUAUACAUAGUUUGAAUUAAGCGCGCAUAGAUUCCCAGCCCCGCCUUUACC
Molecule: messenger RNA, 3877 nt
Organism: Hyaloscypha bicolor E
Lineage: Eukaryota; Fungi; Ascomycota; Leotiomycetes; Helotiales; Hyaloscyphaceae
Product: calcium-transporting ATPase type 2C member 1
Exons: 4
Coding region: 453-3716 (1087 amino acids)
Biological process (GO): manganese ion transport; calcium ion transmembrane transport; intracellular calcium ion homeostasis
Cellular component (GO): Golgi membrane; plasma membrane; endoplasmic reticulum
Molecular function (GO): ATP binding; P-type calcium transporter activity; ATP hydrolysis activity
Source: RefSeq, a predicted model, not a curated record